UCAUCAAUUUCCACACCACGUUGUUAUUUGCUCCUCAAUCAUGGGAAGUCGCGCGUCACCGCCGAGCUUCUUCAAAAUUCCGUUCCUCUUCGUCCUCUGGCUUCCGAGGCAUUCGGCCGACCCGGAUCAGCUGCAGGCUCCGAGCGUAAUCCGGGGAACGAACGGAGGAACCCUGACCGUGCCUUGUCGCUACGACGCCGAGUUCAGAGACAACACCAAGUACUGGUGUAGGGGGCCGAUAUACGAGCUGUGUAAGAUCGUAGUGAAAACACCAAAGCGGCGCACUCAUGACAGGUGGUCCAUCGCCGACGACAAGGAGGCAGGAGCCUUCAGCGUCACGAUGACCUUUCUCAGACAAAACGAUUCGGACAAGUAUUGGUGUGUCGUGGCCAGGCCCGGGAGGAAUAUCGUCGCUGGCGUCAAGCUCGUCGUUUCCGACAAAGCAAUAGCGCCGAGCAGCACAAUGCCAGCAAAUUCAUCAAAGACAAAUGCGCAAAACAAAACACGGUGAGAGAGAAAAUAUAAAUAUGAACUUCUUCUUCUUCUUUUCCUUUUGGCUUAUCCCGUCAUCUUUUCCCAUCCAAUCCUAUCUAUCUCGUGCAUCCUCCUCUCUAACACUGUCCACUGUCCUCGUGUCCUCCCUCACAACAUCCAUCAACCUUUUCUUUGGUCUUCCUCUCGUUCUCUCUUCCUUGACAGCUCCAUCCUUACCAUCCUCCUUCCAAUCUGCUCACUCUCUCGUCACUCUGGACACGUACAAAGCGUCGAAGUCUGCUCUCUCCUCUCCCCUCGACUCCAAAACCUCCAACGUUUGGCCGUCCCUCUAAUGAGCUCAUUUCUAGUCCGAUCCAACCUGCUCACUUCAAGCGAGAACCUCUUUAUACAUCUUCACUUCUGCUUCCUGUUGUCUCUUCAGGGCCACCGUCUCUAAUCUGUCCAUCAUGGCCGGCCUCACCACUGUUUUAUAAACUUUGCCCUUCAUCCUAGCGGAGACUCUUCUGUCACAUAGAACACCAGACACCCCGCUCUGACCCGUUUCUUCACUUCCUGACCGCGCUCUUCAUUGCUCUGUAUUGUUGAGCCCAAGUAUUUGAAGUCGUCCACCCUCGCCAUCUCUUCUCCCUGGAGCUUCACUCUUCCCCCACCUGCCCUCUCAUUCAUGCAGAUAUAUUCUGUUGGACUUCAACUAAUCUUCAUUCCUGUCCUUUCCAGUGCGUGCCUCCAUCUUUCUAAUCGUUCCUCCGCCUGCUCCCCGCUUUCACCGCAGAUCACGAUAUCAUCUGCGAACAUCACGAUGGUGCAAGGGGAUUCCAGUCUGACCUCGUCUGUCCGCCUAUCCAUUACUACCGCAAACAGGAAGGGGCUCAGGGCGGAUCCCUGAUGCAGUGCAGCCUCCACCUUAAAUUCUUCUGACACACCUACUGCUCAUCUCACCGCUGUUCUUCUGCCCUCAUACAUGUCCUGUACCAUUCUAACAUAUUUCUCCUCCACACCGGACUUGCUCAUGCAGUACCACAGUUCCUCUCUUGGUACUCUGUCAUGGGCUUUCUCUAGAUCCACAAAGACACAAUGUAGCUCCUUCUGACCUUCUCUGUACUUUCCCACGAGGAUCCUCAAGGCAUAUAAUGCAUCUGCGGUACUCUUUCUUGGUAUGAAACCAUACCGUUGCUCGCAGAUACUUACUUCUGACCUGAGUCCAGCCUCCACAUUGUGUGGCUCAUCGUCUUUGUUCCUCUGCAGUUUCCACAGUUCUGAACAUCGCCUUCGUUCUUAACAAUGGGGACUAGCACACUUUUCCCCCAUUCUUCUGGCAUCUUCUCAUCCCGCUAGUAUUCUAUUGAAUAAGUUGGUCAAAAACUCCACAGCCACCUCACCAAAUUGCUUCCAAUCCUCCAAUGGUAUGUCAUCGUGACCAGCUGCCUUUCCAUUUUUCAUUCUGUUCAGUGCCUUUCUCACUUCCUCCUUACUCCCGGUCAUAAUAUCAUAUGAACAUGACUUGAAAAUGAAAUCUUACAAUUUACCUCCCGCUGCACUAGGCACACCUACACGCUAUGAUAAGAGUUUUCAAAAUUCUGCCUUCUUUUUUGAUAUCCUGUCUGGGAUCUCAUGAUAUUGUUGGUGGCCAAUGAGCGUAAAUCCUUCAUUCGAGUUGUUUUGUUUUGCUUUAUUCCUCACGUAGAUGGUGGGAGCCUCUUCGAUGGAUCAUUUUUUCAUCAAUGCUGUUCAGUUUGGUGUCAACUCAUGUGGUUGCGUGGAGGUUAAAGGUCGCUCCUAAAGUACGGCAAAGCAAUCUCCCUCAACAAAACACCAAUAUUUAUGU
Messenger RNA from Syngnathoides biaculeatus (alligator pipefish), 2320 nucleotides. RefSeq names its product CMRF35-like molecule 3. The coding region runs from base 41 to 511 and encodes 156 amino acids. Lineage: Eukaryota; Metazoa; Chordata; Actinopteri; Syngnathiformes; Syngnathidae. The record is from RefSeq and is a predicted model, not a curated record. The transcript is spliced from 3 exons.